CCGGCGAUAUUAGCUAGCACUUGCUUACGGUAUUCUCUGUAAAAGGGGAAGACGGCAAAAAUAACAAGGCAACUACAUCUGGACUGCUCAAGGACUGUAACUAAGCUAAUAAAUUAUAACUAACCAUAAAGGACUAAUUAAUUGCGAAUCCAUCCGACGCUUUAAUUUCUGUUGUUGGAGUCUGUUUGUCUCACGAUGGAAGAGAACAGUGCACACUUCUUCGAGGGGACCGAGAAGCUGUUGGAGGUAUGGUUCUCCCGACAAGAUGAAACCAAAGGAACCGGGGAUCUGCGCACUAUUCCCAGAUUUGAGUGGGACAAACUCCUGGAGAAUGUGCAUUGUUUGAUUAUAAGUGUGACGAAGACUGACAGACAGGAAGCUUAUAUACUCAGUGAGAGUAGCAUGUUUGUCUCCAAGAGACGUUUCAUUUUGAAGACAUGCGGAACCACCCUCUUACUGCAGGCACUGGUGCCCCUGCUGGAACUGGCCCGCGAGUACUGCGGCUUUGAUGCCAUUGAGAAUUUCUUCUACUCUCGUAAAAACUUUAUGAAGCCCACCCAUCAAGAGUUCCCUCACCGCAACUUCCAGGAGGAAGUUGACUUCCUCAGCCAGAUUUUUCCAAAUGGAGCAUCCUACUGUAUGGGACGUCUGAAUUCAGACUGCUGGUACUUGUUCACUCUGGAGCUGCCGGAGUACUGGGUGAAUAAGCAGGCGGAUCAGACACUAGAAGUUCUGAUGAGUGAUCUCGACCCAGCUGUGAUGGACCAGUUCUACAUGAAAGAUGGUGUUUCUGCUAAUGAUGUCACUCGUAUGAGUGGAAUUCGUGACCUGAUUCCAGGUUCAGUGAUUGAUGCCACAAUGUUCAACCCUUGUGGAUACUCUAUGAAUGGAAUGAAAUCAGAUGGAACUUACUGGACGAUUCACAUCACCCCCGAACCAGAGUUCUCCUAUGUCAGCUUUGAAACCAACCUCUCCCAGACAUCCUAUGAUGAGCUAAUCCGCAAGGUCGUGGAUGUCUUUAAACCCGGGAAAUUUGUGACAACGCUUUUUGUCAAUGAGAGCUCUAAAUGUCGCAGUGUGUUCUCUUCGCCUCAGAAGCUUGAGGGUUACCGCCGCCUCGACCGCCAGUUGGCUCACUUCAAUGAUUACAAUUUCGUCUUUACCAGUUACGUCAAGAACCGCCAGCAGAAACUACAGAGCUGAACCUCCCAAAUGAAGAAGCGUAAAAAGAAAUCCUGCCACUGUCUCGUAGCGGAGAGAUGGUUUCUGUCUGGCUGUAGAUCUUCCCUGAGUUUAACCCUUAUACAUUCUUGUAACUUUGACGUAGAUAUUGUGCAUGAAAGCUCUUGUCAUGUCUCUGUAGAUAUUCUAGCCCACUCUUGCUGUGAUCUUGAAGUGCAUGUAGAGUUCUUGAAUGUGGUGCUGUGUGAGAGGCAUGUCGCGCCAUCGCGGUACACGCAGUGCUCCCUUCCCUUCCUGCAGGUGUCCCCUCGUAUCCCCCACAGACAGGGUUUCAGACCUCACUAGACAAGGACCCUGACUUGCUCAGUUCUGUGUCUUCACCUUGUGGCUUGCAAACCGAUCCAUAAACAACUGUGAACCAGUCAGGUUUCUUAUAUUUUUCCAUUUCCCUGCUUGGUCCGUUAAAACACAAAAUUGCUUACAGCUAACUUGCUUUGUCAGUUAAGUUACUCAACUUUCGUAAUAUGAGCGCUUGCAUAUUCUUUUUGGACUGUUUGUUUUUAAUACAUGUGCCACGGCUUAAAGUGAAAAUAGAACGCAAAGUAGAUAAUGUGCAGUAGCUUGACCGUUUUAAUAUAUCUUUUUUUUUUUUAACCAAAUACUUGUUACUACUUCACUUAUAUUCUUUGGCAACCUUCUAGAUUGUCAUUGUCAAUAAGAGUACCGGAUAACUGAAGGUGAGAGCUGAGUUACUCUACUUUAAAACCAUACAUUUUAUUUUGGUGGCUGUUAGAUUUUGGAUGCUGUUUAGUUAAAACGCUCGUGUCUAUGAAAUGCUAAUUAGAUUUCAAGCGUUAAGCAUAGCUAGCUACCUUUUUUUAAAUACGACUUAAAGAUUUGCUGGCAACUAACUAAAAAUAUUCAUUCUUAAUCUGAUUUUCUCCUUCAACCUUCCAGAUGGUUGCCUUUAUUGAGUUCUAGAGAAGUGAAUGUGUCGGAAGUUGAGUAACUCAACUGUCACUAUCAAUGUUGAAAGCUUGCUGCAUCUUUAAAGGACUGUUAUUAUUUUGGUUUAAUACAUCUGAAGUUGUUUAACUAAAAUGCAAUGCUAAUAAUAAGCUCAACUGUGUGCGGCUAACUAACUUUUCUGUGACUGUUUUGAAGAUAUCACUCUUUGUUGACAACAAACUUAAAAUAUUCAUUAUUUACAAUAUUACUGAAGUGAAUGUUUCAAAAGUUGAGUAACUUAACUGUUGCAUCGUGGUGAAAGUUGCUACUUAAAAUGGCCUUUAUUUUGUAAGUUGAAUGUAAAAAAAUGGGGUAGUUGAAAGGUGACCGUUUAUAUGGUUUAUGACUGGUUGUACUAAAUAAUGUGGCUGGUGUUUAAGAAACCAUUACGAGAGAAAGAGAUGAUAAUUUUUCCAUCCUAAAUUUAGUUCAUUGUGAAGAACCAUGUGACUGUCCAGCACAGAGCCUGCUCAAUUGAAACGGUUGGACAGACACUUUGCUUUCGAGUGCCGAUCGCACAGCAAAGCAUUUUUCUUUUUCUAAACAAAAUGAGUCCUCUCUUUCUCUACAGAAGCUGGAAAGCACACAAUAGGUACGCUGGGAUCUGAGCAUGUCAGGGCUAACCCAGAUCAUUCCACAUCCCACGGCUGCAUAAAGUGCAGUUUUUUAUAUAUAUAUAUAUUUUUUUUUUUGUUCAUCAGCAAACUUCGCAGCAGAUUUGUCCAAUACAUGAUUCCUCUUAAGCCCUCUUAGUUUAUUGAGGGAAAUAUUGUUUCCAUUUGCUAUUGCAUGCGAAUAGCAUGUAGUAGGCCAUUUACUGUGCAGUGUCUCUGCUAGGGCCCUGUGUAAGCUUUGUGGUUCAUUUCUGUUCAUACAAUGUAACAAACUUAGUUAAUUGGUCCUGGAUGUGAUGGCCCAUGAGUGUUAUUUGGUAACUCCCAACUAAAAACAAACCUGCAAAAAGCCUAAGGUGAUGUUCUAGCUGAUCUUCUACCCUGACAAUCUGACAGAUACCCUAAAACCAUCUAAACAAAACCUCCUAGCCAGGCUGGGUGACCAACUAGUCACUGUAGGCUGGUUUAAGCUGUGGGGCUGAAUUAUGCAGAUGAAGUUGUAAGGAUGAUGAUGUUUGUGAUAUGUCUUUAAAGUGGCGGGUCAGUUUAACGUUAAAUUUCACUUCAGAUAGGUGGACCACUGCUAGGAGAAAUAACAUCAGCAUGACCAUGUCACAUCUAGCACCGUUUUAUUAUUACUUUCUUUUGGUGAAGGUUGGAUUCAGGUGUUUUAAUCACCUUGAAUACAAAUGGGAUUUUAUAUAUACACAUUCGUAUGAAGAGGGUAGACAUUGAUGUUGCGGACCAAGUACACACAUAUAUACAUUUCAUUUUUAUGACCCUGUUCUGACCUUUUCGUAUAUUAUUGGACCGCCCCUCCUGCUAGUUCUAGCCAGCCUACAUUAUUAUGUGUGGGUUGGUAAGGAAACCAUGUAGUAAGGGUUCUGCUGCAGGAUUGUUCACAGGGAAAGGGAAACUUUGCUGUUCCAAUUCUCUUGCUAUUUCCUUGGAUAGUCAAGAUGUGCUAAAUAUAUCUGUACUAAGAGCUUGAUGCUUCCUUUAAUAAAAGUAAAUAUCUAUUAA
Messenger RNA from Xyrauchen texanus (razorback sucker), 3827 nucleotides. RefSeq names its product S-adenosylmethionine decarboxylase proenzyme-like. The record is from RefSeq and is a predicted model, not a curated record. Bases 196 to 1203 code for a protein of 335 amino acids. Gene Ontology annotation, cellular component: cytosol. Gene Ontology annotation, molecular function: adenosylmethionine decarboxylase activity. The transcript has 9 exons. Lineage: Eukaryota; Metazoa; Chordata; Actinopteri; Cypriniformes; Catostomidae. Gene Ontology annotation, biological process: spermidine biosynthetic process; spermine biosynthetic process.